UUUGUUACCAAUUGCACGUGACAAAAUACGGAAGUUACUCCUGGGUCCCUGGAUGCUGAGGUGGAACUUUGUGUCACAUUUUGUAAGUCAACGCUUACUAUGUGCAAUGACUCUGGACAUAGUUGACCGGAUCAUUUCUACGUCAAAGGUUUUGGAUCCCAACGAAUAAUGACGGCGAACUGGCCCGAGAGGAUCUCUGCUUUCUCCCGCAGUCCGUCUCGGUUCCUCUCCGGGACAACAGCUGAGGAUUUCCUCGCGGAGCUGCUGCGCGAGCUCCGGGAUGACAGAGCCAGCUUCGGUGUGAAGGUCCUCCUGUUGUCCCCGCUGUGUGAGCACCCGUCUCUGCUGUGUCCCUCGGAAGCCGUGGGAGAGGAGACGGCCCUGGAACUCAUGUCUGUGUUGGACCAGUGUCCCCUCAAGUCGGUCCAGUUCCGCUGUCAGCUCCUCGUGGCCCUCACCACCGUCCUGGUCUGCACCUCCUGCGUCGCCAUCCGCUCCCGUGCAUCGCAGGACUUCCUGGACCUGCUCCUUCAGAUGGUCCAGGACACUGGGGACCUGCGCGGGGACGACGGCCUUCGCUCCCCCCGCGCCACGGCGUGCGACUGCCUGCGCGAGCUGGAAGCCUGCUCUCCGGGCCUCCUCGCCCAGCGCCUCGAGCUCUUGGGCGGGCUCCGUCAGCGAGAAAGCUCCCGGCUCCACCAGGCCUACGCGGCGCUCCACACUCUGGUCCUGAGGAACGCCGUGUAUCGCCUCGCCCGGGACACGGGAGCCGGCGGCGAGCACCUCAAGGCCCUUCUGGGUGGGAACACAUGGGUGGCGUGGGAGGCAGAGCUGGACUCGGGCCCGGCGAAUGACGGAGACUGCUCUGCUGCACUGUCGUCCCUCACCCUGGGACCCAUGGGCACCGUGCCCACCCUGCAGACGGGGCCCGACUGUAAGGAGCUGCGCUCGGUCCUGUCCUCCCUCCUGGAGGAGUCCUACCUCCUCACUCCUCUGUGCCAGGCUGCACUGCUGCAUCGACUGACGGAGGUGGUUGCCAUGGUGCCCGGUGUCCCUCCAGCCGUGUUCAGAGCUCAGCUGCUGAGGCUGCUGGGCACGAGUGAGGUGUGCCUCCUUCACGCCAUGCUGCUGCUCAAGUGCGCGUUCACCGACAGCCUGUUCAGCGCCGAGGACGAGGCCUUCCUCCUCCAGCGGCUGGUGGUGCUCUCCCAGCACCCGCUGCUGAGCGCGGCCGAGAAGCUCUUCUACGUCGACUGCCUGCUGCACUUCCCCGAGAACCGGCCGAUCGGCUGCGGCGCUGACGGCGACGAGGCCCUCCCCGUGCUGCUGACCCCGCGGCUCGCCUCGGCCCUGGCGCCCACCGUGUUCGACGACGGCGCCACGGGGCUGGCCCGCCUCAACCUGCUGUCUCUGGUCUACCUGGAGGAGGUGGAGGGAGAGGAGGGGGAGGAGAGCAGGGGGCUGGCCUACCUCUACGAGCAUGUCGCCUCGCUGCUGCGCGUCGUGGCGAAUGGCGGCGGCCGCGAGCUCGUCGUCACCUUCUUCCGGGCCGCCUUCCUCUUCCUGUUCUACUUUUGCCAUGUGGAGCGCUACUGCCGCAGCCUGACGGAGGAGCUGUGCCAGCUCUACCUGCGCCACGCUCACCUGGCGCCGCACGUCAUCAACUUGGCCGACCGGGUCCAGGAGAAGCUCGCCGGGUCCGACUGGGGGGUGGGAUUCCUGAGGGCCCUUCAGGGGGUCAUCACCGAAACCCCGCCCACUUGUCUCACCACGCGGGACCUGGGUUACCACCUCAAGACACUGGCUCGCGCGGCCGAGGAGGGGGAGAUCACCCAGCACCGCACUGUCUGCUUCCUGUCUGGCGUCAUCGCUGCGCCCCCCCGUUCCCGGCCCGCCGCCGGUGGCGCCUGGCGCCUGGGGAACGGCCUGCUGGCGGUCUGCCGCCGCCUCCUCGUCCACCCCGGCCUGGACUCGCUGUUCAUCCCCCUGGCCGACGUCCUGCAGCAUCUCACCCGUUGCUAUGGCGACACAGACAUCCAGGACCACGCCCGCCUCUACUACACCCUGCUGACCUCGCUGUCCAGGGAGAAGCUGGCCGGGGUCCUGGCCCCCGAGGGGGGGCGGCGGGUCGAGAAGCGAUCGCUGUCCUGCAUCGUAGGCGAGAGCGAGGGUUUGGUGAGCGCGCUAACCAUCCACCGGACGGACACGUCGAUAAUCGGGCUGACGGCGCCCCCCCCCAAGCCCCGGGGAGGGGCGCCGGCUGAUGAGGUGGGUGAGCUGAGGCAGAGUGAGAGCUUCCCCGCGGAGGCUCGCGCCGCUCUGGAAGAAUACCGAGCGCAGUUCGACGCCCCCGGCUUCGCCUCACACGUCGCCAUCGACUACCGGCUGACCCACAUCGACGGCAACCCCCGCUUCGACCAGCUUUUCAGCAUCCGCCUCCACUUCGGCCUCACGGACGACCACUACGAAGAGCUGGCCGACGUCAGCGUCCCGCGGCUGCUCAGGGGGGGGGCGGCGCCCAAGGUCACGCUGCGACUGAAGCCUAGGCGGCCCCACCCCACGACGCUCCACGCCAGCGCCAUCUUUACGGCCGAGGACGGCCUCUCCUGGUUCACCGUCCUGCCGCAGGUCCACGUGGCCUUCCAGCAGGCCUUCGCGCCCCUCCCCGCUCCCCGGGCCUGGGGCCGCGGCGGGGGGGCGGUCCUGUUCGAGGCUCUGUGGGGGGAGAUGAGCGCGGAGGACCAGGCGGACUGUGUGACCAGCCUGUUCUGCUGCCAGAUGGAGGAGGGGCCGCUCAGCGCGCUGGUGGAGGAACACUUCCUCCCCUUUCUCGUAUCAGAGCGGUCCGACAAAGGCGAGUUCAAGGUGCUCCUCUUCCUCCCGCCGCGGGCCCACGUGCUGCUGAGGAUACAACCCGGGGAACCGGCGCAGUUCCACAUAGCCACAGAUGACUGGCGGCUUCUGAGUCACCUAAAUUCUUAUUUACUGACAAUCACGUCCUCGCAGGGCGACGCCCCCCCAUGAUACAGCUCGGUGGCUUGCUUUUUUU
This is a messenger RNA of Pungitius pungitius (ninespine stickleback), 3049 nucleotides long. RefSeq names its product adaptor related protein complex 5 subunit beta 1 (gene ap5b1). Gene Ontology annotation, biological process: endosomal transport. Gene Ontology annotation, cellular component: lysosomal membrane; AP-type membrane coat adaptor complex. The record is from RefSeq and is a predicted model, not a curated record. NCBI's taxonomy places the organism in Eukaryota, Metazoa, Chordata, Actinopteri, Perciformes, Gasterosteidae. The transcript is spliced from 3 exons. The coding region runs from base 169 to 3024 and encodes 951 amino acids.